Molecule: messenger RNA, 759 nt
Organism: Naegleria lovaniensis
Lineage: Eukaryota; Heterolobosea; Eutetramitea; Acrasida; Naegleriidae
Exons: 1
Coding region: 1-759 (252 amino acids)
Source: RefSeq, a predicted model, not a curated record
AUGAAGGGUUUUGUGAAUAAGCUCACUUCAGAGUUAGAAAAGCUUUCCGUGUCUUCACCUCCUCCAAAGAAAAAUGUCACAAGUGUCAAUGCUACCAAUGCGAUUGUUAAGAAUGAAACAUACUCAGCAAUAAGCGACACUGCCCAGCCUUCAUCAACCAAUCGACCUCUCUCAGCAGCAACUCCAUCUAUUGCACAAUCGUCUCCCAUCACCCGACAUAUUACCAACAAUAACGAAUUUAACGAUAUUUCUCUGAAAGUGCAUGACAAUCCAGUUGCCAACAACAGCACGAGCAGCAACCAAUUACCAACACAAAACUAUGAGGCAAGCCAAUUUUUGGCCAUUCUUCAACAAAGUAUUACAAAGCCUCAAGGCAAUACGCACCAUCAUGAUGGUGUGGCGACAUAUGUCGAUGAGCGAUUGAACAAUUUGGAGCAAGCACUCUCUAUUAGAGAGAGUAAGGGAGAAGUUUUUUCAAGAUUGAGACAAGUCGAGGAACGAGUGUUAAAGAUUGAGGAAAGCCAAAAUAUGGGAGUAGCCUCUCAAAAACAGGAAGCCUCCAAUGAUUCUGCCAAUGAAAAUGCACGUGAAGCCACAAUGCCACCCAUGAACGAAACACCAUACAACUCGGAUGAAUUUUUCUUUAAUGAUGAGCUUGACAAUUUCUGCUUUACGAUGGACGUUGAUCCUCCCCUACGAUCGGGAGACAGUCACGAUCAUCAUCAUCAUGAAGAGGAUGACUUCUCCCUGUUUGAAUAA